This is a messenger RNA of Homalodisca vitripennis (glassy-winged sharpshooter), 871 nucleotides long. Its product is annotated as dehydrogenase/reductase SDR family member 11-like. The transcript is spliced from 6 exons. Lineage: Eukaryota; Metazoa; Arthropoda; Insecta; Hemiptera; Cicadellidae. The coding region runs from base 36 to 785 and encodes 249 amino acids. Gene Ontology annotation, molecular function: oxidoreductase activity. The record is from RefSeq and is a predicted model, not a curated record.
CUUUAUGCUCUUUAGUGUACCAGGUCUAGCGAGUGAUGAUGGAACAGUGGAAAGGCAAGGUUGCUAUAGUGACAGGGGCCAGUGCAGGUAUAGGGGCUGCUAUAGCUCAGGCUCUGGUACAUCACGGGAUGGUUGUGGUGGGGCUGGCCAGGAGACAGGAGAAGAUGCAGGAAAUGUCGGAGCAGCUGGCUAAGUCUAAAGAACCGGGAAAACUGUACUCUUUGAAAGUUGACUUGAGACAAGAAGAAGAUAUACUCGCUGCUUUCGAUUGGGUGUACAGUAAACUGGGGGGUGCUGACGUAUUAGUAAACAACGCCGGAUUGGCUGUAUGUGGUUCUAUACGAGACGGAAAGACAGAGGACUGGCGGAACUUAUGGGAAGUAAAUGUCUUGGCCGUCACCAUUUGCACCAGAGAGUACCUCAAGACCUUGGAACAGCGGAAAAUCCAAAAGGGACAUAUUUUUAUUAUUAACAGUAUUGCAGGACACACCCCCGAUGUCUAUACGUACCCCGUGUACACGGGGACGAAGUACGCAGUCAGGGCCAUCUCCCAGUGUCUCAGGAGAGAACUCGCGGAGAAGAACAGCAGUAUCAAAGUAACCAGUAUCAGUCCCAGCAUGACACGGACAGAAGCUACGAGACACUUGCUGGAUCAGCUGGAGUCCCAAGCUAUCCUGGAGGCUUCAGACGUAGCUCAAGCUCUGGUGGACGCCUUAGCAACUACUUCUGUCACUCAGAUUUGUGAGAUGGUCAUCACACCGAUUCCUACUAAUCUGAUCUACUAAGCCAGAAGACAUCGACAAUCAAUACAAACAAUUCUAUAUGUAUCACUGCGUGCAUUAAUAAAAUACUUUAAAUUUGGACCAGGUUA